UCCUCCGCUUCUCCCACUGUACGCCCCCCAAAAAGCCACAGAUCCCACCGUUUAAAUUACUGGAGCCUGGUUUCGACUUUUUCCCGUGCUGCUUAAUUUUUAUAUCUUAAAAAAGAAUAAAACAGCCGGGCGGGAUAGACUGGCUGUGUUGAAUCUGCUGCGCGGGAAUCUCCGCUGUGCGCUCGCUCUGGGAAUGUGCUGCUGUGGAAACCAAGGAUACGUAAAAACACGGAACAAGUGAGGACGUCCGGCUUUAAGACAGACGAGUUAUUGCGUGUCUGUACUUUGUGCUUUAUUUUCUUCUUCAGUCGCGGUUUUCCGCCCUGGCCCCGCGGGCGGUGCCGAAUGUGCGGCGGUGAAGCGCCAGGCCGGUAAACAGCGCCCGGCUGAGGCGAUGGCGGCGGGCGGGCUGGCGGGGCUGCUGCCCGCCCAGACACAGCUCGAGUACGCGCUGCUCGACGCCGACACUGCCCAGGAGAAGGAGAACCUGGUCUACCAGUACCUGAAGAAAAUGGACAGCCGCGAGCGGGACCUGGCGGUGCCCGAGCUCGGCGGAGAUCUGCAAUGGUUAAACACUGAAGGUCCUAUUUCUCUUCACAAAGACCUUUGUGGAAAAGUUGUGGUGUUGGAUUUCUUCACUUACUGCUGCAUCAAUUGCUUGCACCUGCUGCCUGACCUCCAUGCCUUAGAGCACCAGUACUCUGAUAAAGAUGGUCUUGUUAUCGUUGGUGUCCAUUCAGCGAAAUUCCCAAAUGAAAAAGUUCUGGAUAACAUUAAAAGUGCUGUCCUGAGAUACAAUAUUGUCCAUCCUGUAGUAAAUGAUGCAGAUGCAACACUGUGGCACGAGCUGGAAGUGUCCUGCUGGCCAACUCUGGUCAUUCUUGGGCCUCGUGGAAAUAUGCUGUUUUCUCUUGUUGGGGAGGGACACAGAGAGAAAUUGUUUUUAUUUACUUCUAUAACACUGAAAUUCUACAAGGAAAGAGGACAAAUCAAAGAUAACAGCAUUGGAAUAAAGCUGUACAGAGACUCCCUUCCACCUUCUCCUCUGCUGUUUCCUGGCAAAGUGACUGUAGAUGAUUCAGGAGGAAGGUUGGUCAUAGCAGACACUGGGCAUCACAGGAUUUUGGUUACUCGUAAAAAUGGACAAAUUCUACACACUAUUGGAGGUCCAAACAGUGGAAGGAGAGAUGGAGGAUUUUCAGAGGCAGCUUUCAACUCACCACAAGGAAUCGCUAUAAAAAAUAAUGUUAUUUAUGUGGCUGAUACAGAAAAUCACCUAAUUAGGAAGAUUGACCUGGAGUUGCAGGUGGUGACCACUGUAGCAGGCAUUGGGGUACAAGGUGUUGAUAAGGAAGGUGGAGCAAAAGGAGAAGAGCAGCCCAUCAGCUCUCCGUGGGAUGUGGUCUUUGGAAGUUCAAUUUCAGGGACGCAGGAAGAUGAUGUGUUGUGGAUAGCAAUGGCAGGCAUUCACCAGAUAUGGGCACUGAUGUUGGAAGGUGGAAAACUACCAAAGGGAAGUGACUUAAAGAAAGGAGCCUGCCUUCGCUUUGCUGGGAGUGGGAACGAGGAGAACAGGAACAAUGCUUACCCACACAAGGCAGGGUUUGCCCAGCCCUCGGGGCUCGCCCUGGCCCCAGAGGAGCCCUGGAGCUGCCUGUUCGUGGCCGACAGCGAGAGCAGCACCGUGAGAACCAUCUCGCUCAAGGACGGGGCGGUGAAGCACCUUGUAGGAGGAGAGAGAGACCCAUUGAAUUUGUUUGCUUUUGGUGAUGUGGAUGGAGCAGGCAUAAAUGCAAAGCUGCAGCAUCCCUUGGGAGUAACAUGGGACAAGAAAAGACAGCUGCUUUAUGUGGCAGAUUCCUAUAAUCAUAAGAUUAAGGUUGUGGAUCCCAAGAUGAAGAACUGUGCUACCCUGGCAGGCACAGGAGAAGCAGGCAGUGUUGUUGGUUCCAGCUUUACCCAGUCAGCUUUCAAUGAACCAGGAGGUUUGUGUGUUGAAGAAAACGGCCGCCUCAUGUAUGUUGCAGACACAAAUAACCAUCAGAUUAAAGUGCUGGAUUUGGAAACAAAAAUUCUUUCCAUGUUGCCUAUCCUGAAGCCAGAAGCAUGUGAUGUUCCAGAUAACCUGCCUGUGCAAAAGGAUAAAAUAGCAAACCUGCCAAGACUGCCUAAAUCUGCACCAAAUAUUGAACUUCCUUCACUAACUGUAGCUCCUGGCCAGACAAUUCAGUUUUUAUUAAAGUUGACUCUUCCUCUGGAUUCCAAACUGAACGAGGAAGCUCCCAGUGCCUGGUUUAUCACAGCAGAAGAUAACACCUGGUUGCUGCAAGGACAAUGUCUGACAGGAGAAAUAAAGGAUGUUUCCUGUCAAACUGUCAUUCCCUUUCAGUUGCCUGGGAGCUGUGUGUCAGCUGAAGCCACCCUGGCCAUCAAAGCGUGCCUCUACUACUGCAGCAAAGGUAGCAGUGCCUGUAUGAUGGCAGGAGUCUCCUUCAGCCAGCCCUUGCAGGUCACUGGCACAGACCAAGGCAGCUCAGCUCAAGUGGAACUGAUACACACCUUUGUAACCAACUAACACAAAGCCAGCUGAUUUCACACUUUAUUUUGCUAUCCAACAUUUCUGUGGGAGAAAGUACAAAUAGAUGACUUGGCUCUGUUUUUCCAGGAGCUUAUGACAAAGCUAAGAAAUAAUUUGCUUGGUAAAAUGAAGUAGUUUUUCUUACAGCUUAACAGGAAAAUUUAUCAUCACAACCUCAUUUCUUUACAUUACAGUAGCAGCAAUAACUUUGUAAUACUGCAGACUCUUGUUGCCAAUUGUGAACACACUGGAUGUCUGCCAGUCUGAAGAAGUGAGCAACAAUUUUUAGAGUCCAUUUGAAAGAGCUGGUGUUACUUUGUGAUGUUACUGUAAGAUCUUUGCACUGUAGAAUAGAUCAUUUUGGACUAACACUUCAAAAUUCCUUUUAUGCUCUUAUUGCAUUUUAAUAGAAUGUCAAAAGGAAGUUCUUUCUCCACUCUAUAGAAAAAGUAUUUUGCUUAUUCUUCUGUGGUGACACCUAUGACAUGUGUAUUUUGAAAAUACACCUUAAACUAGGUGCAGCUCUCGUUUUAUGCAAACUGAGCAUUUUGCUUUAACUCAACAUCACCGCCUUACCUGAAGAACAAAGGUUCAUGGGAAAUUUCUGUGCAAGGAAGCGUUCAAGCUCCUGCAGAAGAAUUUCAUGCUGAUUUUUAACAAAGAAUGUGCCUCACUGCAAUGUGGAUAUGUAUAUAAAAUAACCACCACAAAGCCAUGCUGGCGCUUUUCUGAUACAUACCAAUUUACAUUUUAUAGAAAGUGGUAGGUAAUGGUUGAAUAUCUACACUGCAAAAAUUAAAUGUCAUCCAUUUCAAACAGAGUGAUUCACUCCCAUUUUUAUGAUUUCUCUGCAAAGACUGCUCUGAAGACUUUGCAUAUACGUAAUAUUGUGAAGAAUAUUACACUCUUGAAGUCUGAUUCAGAGUCUUUUGAAGUCACUGUUAGUCCAUGGAUUUGUUAUAGUGGCCACUGAACCAGAAUACUUGAUAAUGGAUUAUUUACAUUCAUGUUUAGAGCCUCUGAUCUUCUGCUAGAAAACUGGUAACCUUAUCUCUGAGUAAAAUGCUUUAAAAUUCUAUUGCAAAACUCUGCCCUUGGUGGUUAAAUGUUUUGCAAAUAAAAUUCCCUCAAUUUGCCAUAGUAAGAAGGGGCAGGGUGAUAGUGGUGGUGCAAGUUCAUUUACCUGAGCUGCAAGAGUUUCCAUCAUGCUUAAGUAAUUGGUAAGGCCCUGUGCUCUGGUCAUGGUGAUCAGUUCUGAGAAGAUGAUUUUGUUUUAAGUUGAAAGAUAGUCACACAUACCAUAAAGUGCAGUAGUGAAAGAGUUUUUUUAUAUAGUCUUUUCUAAAACAAUUACUCCUGACACCUGUCAGUAAAUCCCCACUAUCAGAUGUUGUUGCUUUUUCUUACUUAAAGACUGACUGAAAUGUUGGUCAUGAACCCAAGAGGCUUUUGUUUUAAGGGAGUGGUGUGGUUCUUCCUUCCAUUGAAAUGCCAGUCUAUCUGAGAGUUCUUGGUGGCACCAGAAAUGGUUGUUAUCUCACCUGUCAGCAAAGCAAGGGCUGAAAUGUUAUUAUUCUUAUGUUUGGUUUUUAAGCAAGUUUCCUAAUUCACUGUUUUAGCUCCUUUGGGUAAGCCUCUCCAUUCUCACAUGCCAUUUUGAAGGGAGAAAAAGCUUUGAUACUUUGUUCACAGAUAGCAAAUGCUGUUGGAAGGUUGAAGAUAAAGGAACUGAUUUGGGCAUUUAUUAGUUUUUACACUUUAGUAAAACUUAGUUUUCCACAAUUCCUUGUUUGUCUGUUUACCUUUGGAUAGUAGCCAGGAAACCUUCAAUCAGCUUCUAGAUAGCCUGCAGAUUUUCUGCUGCUCUCUAGAAAAAAACAAGCAUUAGGUUCAGAAGUUGAGAAUAAUGAACCAGACUGUCACAGUUACCUUGAACGUGUAAUUCAUCAGAUGGAUCUUUUGUCUCUCAUUUUGUCCCAUCAUAGAAUGGUUUGGGUGGGAAGAUGAGAGAUCAUCUUGUCCCAACCCCUUGCCAUGGACAGGGACACCUUCCACUGGAGCAGGUUCCUCAGAGCUACACCCAGCCUGAUUGUGAACACUUUCAGGGAUCUGGCAUCCCAGCUUCUCUGGGCAGCCUGUGACAGUGUCUGACCACUCUCACAGUAAAGAAUUCCUUCCCAAUAAAAUAAAUAAUAAAUCUGCCUUCUUUCAGUCUGAAGCCAUUCCCCUGGUCCUAUCCCUGCAUGCCCUUGUCAAAAGUCUCUGUCCAGCUCUUGCAGCUCCUUCAGGUACUGGAAGAUGCUAGAAGGUGUCUCCAGUCUUCUCCAGGCUGAACAACCCCAGCUCAGAUUUUCAGGUAGAAUGACAUUAUGUUGUACUAUUUCAAUUAGAUCACUUUAUCAACUGCCUGUACUCCAAUAUUAAAAGAAAAAAAAAAAAAAAAACCCAAAAGUGUUCACUGUGAUUGGCCUUUAAUCAUAAAGUUUUGUUUGUCCAAGGGAUAAGGAUACACAUUCCCAGAGUCACUGCUUCUGUUUCACUUGUAGUGUACAGAUAUUCAAAUGUUCUAUGAUUAGAAAAACACAGAUUUUUUUUACAGCUUAUGAUAUUUAGGGAUACUAUUUCCAUUUCUUCCUCCAGGGUUUACAAGCUGCUCUUACAGUUAAUAACAAGUGCCAUAAAUUUCACCAGACAGGUAAACUGAAUAGCAUAUACAAGCUACAAGAAAUUUAUUUAAUUACUAGAAAGUAUCUUCCAAAUAUGAUGCAGAAAAUGGGAAAUGUUACUUUUCUGUAAAAAAGAGUCAGAUAUAUUGAUGCUACCUCUUUGUAUGGGAACUAAAUGUUUUGAUGUUCCCUGAUAUAAAAAUUCUAAGCAGAUUGGAAUGGCUCAGCACUCCCAGAUUUGUUUCUCACAGUAAAAGUUUGUAAAUCAAGGUAUUUUCCAAACAUGACUUUCUACUGGCUUUAAAAAGUUUUGCAGCAGACCUUAAGAAAGCAUUAAAAGACCAUAGGAAGUCUCUAAAGAGUAUUGGUCAUGGUUGAUUUGUAUCAUGGAAACAAGUUCAGUGGCAUUUUAAGUUUUUAGUUGUAGUGUUUGCAUCUCUGGGACAGCUUUUGGUUUUGAAUGGAUGUAUUAAUAGUUCCAUGAGAUGUUUUUAGUAAUUUUAUUCAAUUGCAGUAUAAUAUUUUUUUGUUAGAUUAGAAAAAAGAUGAUGUGGUUUCAAAGAGGGAGGAUAAUUUGUUUUAAUAGCUCCUUCAUGUUGUUUGAAUUCAGUAAUAUCUUUGUGUAGUUUGGUCCCUUCUGUUGAAGGAAGGGUAGGGAUGAUGACUGUGUAAAUCUCUUGGUGGGCACAUAUUUUAUGCAUAUAUUUUUGGUUGGUUUCUUUUUGUGUUAGAUUCUUACAUCAUUUUUAGCUUUCCUAUUGGAUGCAGUUCUUCACAGUUUGUGUUUGGGGUCUCAUGUCUUCCACUGUAGAUCAUUAUAGUGUUUGUAUAAUGCUGUGGUAGUGUGGUACCAAGCAAGAGAAAGUAGUUUUAUAGCAUCAGGUAAAUGCCUUAGAAAAAGUGCAUAUGGCUUCCAAUAUAUUGUGUAUGUUCUUAAUGCACUGAUUUUAUUUCAGUAGGAAAAUAUUGUAGCUGAAACCAUGGCUAAAACUGUUUUGUUGAGAGAACAUCAAGAAAAGUAUAUUCUUUACCUCUUGCUCAGAGGAAGGGGAUGAUGAAAAUGAAGAGACUUUCCUUCUAAUGUAGGACCAUGUCCUUCUGUUCCUUUAAUUAUUGACUAUUUAUUUUAGCAAAGCUAGAGGCAUUAUUGACCACAAAUUGUCUUGAAUUUUAUUCCUAACAAGGUUUUCUAUGUACAUGGAAGCUUUAAAUGUUUGACUUUGUAGAGUUAUGAGUGAUAUAUCUUGUUUGAAAUGGUUUUAGUUUAGCAGACAAUAGCAGAGAUUUAUGUACAUUCUUAAGAUUUGUAAUUUUUAAAAUCACUGGUAUUCGUUGACUCAAAGACACUUUGAGGCUACACUCUCACAGAAGUGUGAACUCAAAUUUAAGUUUUCUUUGUUGUAGAAUGUGUGAGAUGGGCUGUGACACGUUGUGUUCUCCAGGCUACAGUUGUGCUACCUAAGGAGAAUUUUCCACACACAGCAGCUCAUCAGUCACCCCCAGUAAUUCUCCACUGAAAUCUGCCAGGUCAUUUGCUCAUAUAAUCAAUCAAUAUUACUGAUUUAGGUUAGCAAACAUUUAGCAUUCAGAGUUUAUCAUUACAAUUUUUGUUGAAGUUUGUCAGGGAUUAAAGAAGCUUCUCUGUCCCAAACGAAGUAUAGGAAUGAUGACAAGUAAUUGGAGAUAAUUUUUGAAAACGUGAGACCUGGUUAUUUUUUAAUUAAAUCACAGCAUCUGUUUUUGCAUUCAACAAGAGAUCAUUAAUUUAGAAACAAUAUUAUAAUAUUCUAGAACAUACUAAUAUUUUACAUUCCAUUAUGUUCAUGUAACCAAAUUUGACUACUGUCUUCCAUUAGAAGCAGCAGAUCUAUAUUUUAUAGUUUUUGUACUAUUAUAGAUAAAGCCACUACUCUCAUUUAGGAUUAGGAUUCAUUCCUGUCCAGGACUCAUCACACCUAUGACUAAGUUUCCAAGUUUAUCUUAGUUUCUUUGUCAUACAAUUUUGGGAGGUUUUGGUUAGGGUUUUGGGUCUGUCCUUUCCUCCUGUAGUUUCCACAGUGAAAUGCAGCCCAUGUCACGUUACCAUGGAGGGAUCCAAGUAGGAAGGAUAAUUCCCUCCACCAGCUCCAUGCCCCUCCCCUGCUUCAGGGAGGGGAUGUAAACAGCAAGUGAUUCUAGACAGCAUUAGAGUAAGAAGAUGUCCUCAGGUCAAGCUUUGCACUGGUGCAGCUGCUGUCAGAAGUUUUCCCUUUACCUCUGGCCCUGUCCACUGAGUUGUAGCUGCCCCAGAGCAUCCCCUCAAACUUGAGCAGCCUGUGCAGGGAUUCUGAUGGCUCUUGGUUUCAGGAAACUUUGAUGCUAGAGAUUAAAUACUUCAGCUGCUAUAGGUUAAAUAUUUUAGCUCUUAAGUAAUUUGCUUCUUGUUGCAGGUUAUUUAAUUGUUGUCAGGUAAUGCGCUCCUGCUGCAGAUGAGAAGCUGGAAGCUUGGGUGUGAGUUGAGGAAUGUUUGUGUAGCUAUAAUUAAAUACUGCUUGGUUUACCUCUUUGGUGGUCCUUUACUUUCAAGCAUACCAGGGAGCUCUGUCCAAUUGCAGGCUCUAGGGCUAAGCAAAAGAAUUGCAAGUAUUUUUAAAGUCUUGCCUAGUUCCUUUGAAACAUUGACAAUUUUGAGCUAAAGAAAUCCCGUUUGAAGAAAACCUGUUCAUACAUCUGCCUUAACUUAAUGCUCUGUACUCAACAUGCUUCAGAAGAGAGAUAUUCCACACUGUAUUCUUUCCCAUUUUGACUAAGGAUUGAGAAAUUCAACCCAUCUGGCCAUUGUCAGACUUCAUAGAAAGCAAAACAGCAAUUUCCAAUUUGAUUUUACAUCCAUCUAAAAGAAGAGAAAAAAAUGCCUAUUUUCCAAGCUUUUGAUUAAUCUGAAAUACUGAGUUUGAACCAUAUGUUCAAGGAAUCUGUCCUGAGAGUUGCUUGAAUCAUAUUUCCAAAUCUGGUUUCCAGAUUUCAAAAAUUAAUUGAUAGUAAAGUGGAGAAACAAAUUGCUAAAUGUUUUAUAUGUUGAAUAUUUAACUUCAGAAGUCUGCAAUUUCACUUUUAAAAUAGAGUAAGAACAACUAAAAUGUUCUCCUCUCUGUCAUUCCCAUUAAUGUACCAUUAAUCAUUGUAUCAUUAAAACCUGUGGUGGAUCUAUGUGAUUUUGUAAGAAAAUCAAUAAAGAAGAAGGAGGUGGUUGUUAAACAGUGACUGGGUGAAAUCCAGGUGCUCUAAGGUUAGUGGAAAAUACCUUUAGGGCCAGGAGUUUGGCCCAGUGUGACAGAAAUUCUGUGUUUUUAUUACAUCUUGAUGGCUGAAGGAAAAAAUCAGUGCCUUUUGUAACAAUACUUGAAAGUGUUUCUUUACAGAAAUACUGGAGUACUGAUUGAAAUAAGCUAUUUAACCUUCAUUGUGUGCAAGUUUCAGAGGGAUUUAAUUCUACUAAUUCUGAAACUGUGAAGAAUUUUCCUUCUCUGUCAUGUCACUGAAUUACUUUGAAAUUAAGGUGCUUAUUUGUCAAACUCCUUACAAAAUACUUCAAAAUGAGGUUGUUUCUCAGUCUUGUGAGCUUACUCCUGAAAUUAUUGUUAGCUCUUUUGUACACUCCAGAUCAAAUAUGGCAGGGAGACUUCAAACAGCUUGCUGAAAUCAUGGUUUGAGUGAGAUGGAAGGCAAAGGUGACACUUCUUGGUAUUUGAGGGACGGAGACUUGGUCUUUGUUUUGGAGUUUUCAUCUGUUCUACAGAUCAGCAAAGAUGCUUUACACAGCAGAGGGUUUUGUGUAGGGGCAGUGAAGAAGGGUCAGGUUAUGUCACUGUGAAAAUGUGUAACUUCAUUUAGGUUGUGCUGCUGGGAUAUCUAAAAAUCCCAGCAGUACAAUGCUAGUGAGGGAAGUCACAUUCAAGCACUUAACACCUUAAUAAAUGUCUCCGGGUGGUUUAAGGGGAAAGACAGGAAUUUUAUUUUCUUCCUUGAGAAUUUCAGUGUUGCUUUGUAGCAAUUGGAAAAUUUUGUCUGUUCUUUGAGAUACUAAACCUUUGUUUCUCCAUUACAUUUGAUGCAAAGCUUUUCACAUAUUUGAAUAUUUUAAAAAUGUGGUUUACGUUUAUUGUUACAAAAUAUGAGGAGAACUAAAAUGGAAGAAUUCAUCUAAGCUGAUCUAGGUCGUGUAAAUUCUUCACUGACAGUGUUGCUUAACUGUUCUUAACAAUAUUCAUAGAUGAUGAUAUCCUUUAUAAAUAAAGGGUAAAUGUCCUGUAAUAUUAUGAGAACAAAUAAAUACACUGUAGAAGAAAUGUCAGCCUUGGCUAUCAAACCAACAGAUAAACAGUGAUUAAAGAAUGUAUGCUUUCUCCUGUGCAGCCUCUUUCUCCUUGUAAAGCUUUUUCAUGGAAAAAUAAACAUUAAAAAAUUUUAUGUUUUCUUUCA
Passer domesticus (house sparrow) is the source of this 9705-nucleotide messenger RNA. RefSeq names its product NHL repeat containing 2 (gene NHLRC2). Gene Ontology annotation, molecular function: protein binding. Lineage: Eukaryota; Metazoa; Chordata; Aves; Passeriformes; Passeridae. The transcript has 11 exons. The record is from RefSeq and is a predicted model, not a curated record. Bases 395 to 2575 code for a protein of 726 amino acids.